UUGGGUGCGAGCCUUCACACGGAAUAGGAGACGGGAGACAGUGUUGGAUUGCCUAGAGUAGGUCAGAGUGCAGAAGGUGACGAAAAUUGAAUAAGUACAUAUUCUUGGAUCGGUAGUGCACCACAUUUUUCAUUUGAUUGAAUCUGUAACUCCGCGAGAAGCAAUUUUCACAUGGAAAUUCUAGGAUGUUGAAGUGAUUUCUGGUGGAUUUACGAAUAACGAUGGUGAAAUCGAUGGCGCCAUCAGUGCAUUGUGAAUAUAGAGCAGGAUAUCUUCCGCUGGACGACGGUGGUUAUUCGUGAAUUCAGAAAUUGGAAAACCAACUAGAAGCGAAGGGAAGGAUAGUGCUUUGGAAAAUUUGUGGAUAAGGGGGUGUUAGUGUUGGGUGGGGUGCAUAGAAUUAGGGGCUACGCAUUUUUCAUCGGUCGGUGAGCAACGAUUAAAGGGAAACAUAUUUCAAGUGAUUCGAUUUUGUUAGUGAAUUCAUGGAAAGGCUCAACUGCUACUAUUUGCACAGCUAUCACCUCAGCACUUGUGGAGGCGGGACAAAACGGAGGGAGCACUUUACGACGCAUCGAGUCAAAACUAGGCCACUAUCAGUGCUAAUUGUAUCACGUUGGAAUCGAAUCGAAUUCUGACUCAACAAUACAAUGGAACAGGAAAUUGGAAGCUGGGACUCGGUUUUGUUGGAGAAUCUGUCGGAGGAUAGUUUUAUUAAUAAUCUGCAUCAGCGCUACAAACGGGAUUUAAUAUAUACAUACAUCGGAACUUUUUUGGUGGCGCUGAAUCCGUUCAAGCCGUUGACUAUUUAUACACCUGAUUUGGUCCGAAAGUAUGCUAAUAAAAGUCUAUUCCAGCUGCCACCGCACAUAUUUGCUCUUGCAAAUUCGGCACAUCAGUUCCUUCUCAACUACAACGAGGACCAGUGCAUCGUACUGUCGGGUGAGAGCGGUGCUGGUAAAACCGAAUCCUCUCGAAUGAUUGUGCAUUUUCUUACCCAACUAUCUGAAAUGCGUCGAAGUCGUACUCCGAUAUUUUCACUUCGCGGAUCAAAUCCUAACUCGCGUCAAACUACUCCAAAACACUGCUCUAUUACUAGGGUAGGUUCAUCGUUUGAAAGUAAUACCAGUCGUCCGGAUAGCAUCAUUAAAUAUAACACAUCUAGGAAAUGUUCCCACGAGAAAACUGUUGAGUUCGACCUCAUAUCGCAUCACAAAAGUUCUGAGAAUCUAGUGGCUAUGAUGGGUAGUGGUGGAGCUGGAGUAAUGGGAAGUGGUAGCUUUUCGUCUGGAAGUACGCCUAAGUGUUUGAAGCACUCGAACCAAUCCAUCAGUCGGUCUACAGAAGCCAAUGAAUUCCCUACGAAAUCAACACUCAAAUCUGCCUUUGCUGUAACAUCAUCGUCAUCAUGUCCAAAGCACAAUUGUAGCAGUGCCGGAAGUAGUCACAUGGAUCUACACCGUAUGUGUGGCUAUUCACCGUCAUUACAGAAGCGAUGUAACUUGAGCCGGUGUUGUCAUCAGAACAGUAGCCGAUCGAUCCACAAGUCGUCUUCGUCGAUUGCUCUCACGUAUGAUCAUAGUAAUAGCAUGAUGUCUCCGUCAGUUCACCGUCGACAGAUACUGAAGUCGAUUACGAAGGAGGUAUAUCUGCGCGAUUUAGAAUUGGCCAAGAUGCGGGAACGGAUAGCUCACGCUGAGGUGUUCCUCGAAGCAAUGGGCAAUGCCUGCACCGUGAAGAAUGCGAACUCCAGUCGGUUUGGAAAAUUUUUCGACAUAGAGUUCGAUUACAAAGGUGAUCCAACAGGAGCACACUUAACUAUGUAUAUGUUGGAAAAGACCCGCGUUACAAAUCGAAGUCCUGGCGAGCGAAACUUUCACAUUUUCUAUCAGUUGCUAAGUGGUGCAGAUAUCCAUUUGCUCAAAUCACUCAAACUUCAACGAAAUAUAGAUCGCUACGAUCUCCUCAAAUACAGUUUUACCAACGAAGAAGACCGCAAUAAUUUUUCCUUCACUAAGCGCUCUCUGGAGGUUAUCGGUUUCAAUCAGGACGAAAUCUUUUCUAUCUUUACCAUCCUGGCGGUGGUGCUGAAGUUAGGCAAUCUUGUGUUCAUUCCCACGACAAACAUCGAUGGUAGCGAAGGUUGUGAAAUAUCCAAUGAGUAUGAGUUGGACGAGAUUGCACAACUCCUUCAGCUGGAUAGUCAUCUGCUGUUUCUCUGUUUAACACGGGUCGGCGAACGUUGGGAUCAGAUCGAUACGGAUGGGACGGAGAUUGAUGCUAUCUAUGCGGCAAAGAUAAAAUUUUCUCUGUGCAGGACUUUAUAUGGAAGGUUAUUCACGCUGAUAGCGGCACGGAUCAACGAGCUGCUCAAGUUGAAGCAGUACGGCGCGUCAAGUGCAGUUCGAGGAAAAACUAUUGGUUUGCUAGAUUUUCAUGGAUUCGAAGUUUUGGAGAAGAACUCAUUCGAACAGUUCGCUAUCAACUACUGCAACGAGCGACUACAGCAGCACUACGUGAAAAACGUGCUGAAAUAUCAGCAGGAUUUGUAUGUGGCAGAAGGUAUCGAAUGGGUGAAGAUCGACUUUUUUGACAAUCAGGCUAUCUGUGAGCUGAUCGAUAAGCCUUGUUUUGGAAUACUACAUCUGUUGGACGAAGCCCAGAUUAUCAACGAUGGAAUAUUACUAACCCGAUUGCAUCAGUGUUGUGCAGGUCACACCAAUUUCCUAGCUCGGGAUCCAACAUUGCCUUCCAACUGUUUUCAAAUACGUCACUUUGAGGGACCAGUGCUGUAUACCAGCCAAGGUUUCGUGGAGAAAAAUCUAGACAUAUUACCAAAGCACAUAAGCGCCUGCUUGUACCAGAAUUGUGAGCUGUCGAUCGUGGCCAGCCUUUUUCCGGAGGGUAAUCCGAAACGACACAGCUCUGGCCGCAAGCCGACCAGUUUGAGUACAAAUCUUCGUACCUCGCUACAAACGCUGCUAAAGCAACUGGAACAGCGCUACAAUCACUACAUCUUCUGCAUCAAACCCAACGAGCUUAAGCAACCAAAAAUGUUGGAGCUAGGUUUGGUACAGCACCAAAUACGAUACAUGUGCUUGAUGCCGUUGAUCAACCUUUGGAGGAACGGGCAUUACUUCAAUAUGGUGCACUCACGUUUUGUGCAGCGGUACAAACUGCUUUGUCAGUACACGUGGCCUCACUUCAGCGGAGCGAUCAUUGAUGGUGUGGCUCUCAUAAUCCGUAGUGUGCCACUUCCAGGAGCCGAGUUCACCAUCGGUCGAAAAAAAGUGUUCAUCCGGAGUCCCCGAACCGUAUACGAGCUGGACGAGUUUCGAAAAGUGCGACUGAAUGAACUGGCUAUACUGAUUCAGAAAACUUACCGGAGCUAUACUAAGCGUAAACAUUUUCUAGCGUUGCGUCGUAGUCAAUUCGUCAUAGCUAACUACUGGAGGAGUUGGCGGGAACGAGAAAAACUGCGAAUAACUGAAUUUAAGAAGCAAGCUCAUUGGGCGGUUCAGGUCAUUGGAAGAUUCUUUGUACUAAUUAAGACACGUGAGUUCCUUGUAACGCUCCUGCUUCGACUGCCACACGACAACAUGAGUCCUAUCUGUCACGAUUGGCCAACGGCGCCGACGUUUUUGACGGAGACAUCACAACUCCUGCGGAACAUCUUCCACCGCUGGCGAUGCUACAAGUACCGAAAAUCGUUCGACCAACCGGCACGGAAUCGAAUGCGUGAGAAAGUUACUGCCAGUAUCAUAUUCAAAGAUAGGAAAAUAUCUUAUCCACGAACGGUGGCACAUCCCUUCCACGGUGACUACAUCCGACUGCGACAAAACGUGCAAUGGAAACGUGUAAGUUGCGAGCACAACGAUCAGUACGUUGUAUUUGCUGACAUAAUCAAUAAAAUCGCUCGAUCGAGUGGAAAGUUUAUUCCAAUCUUAUUGGUGAUUUCAACCAAUUCGAUGCUAUUGUUGGACCAAAAAACGAUGCAAAUCAAAUACCGGAUACCGGCUUCGGAGAUUUACCGAAUGUCUCUCAGUCCAUACUUUGAUGACAUUGCUGUAAUUCAUAUUAGAGCGGAUAAUUACAGCUCGAACAUGUCGGACCGAUCGGAAUCACCCACUGGGUGUUUGUUUCAGUCGGAAAUCGGAAAGAAGAAGGGUGAUUUUGUGUUCCAGACGGCUCACUCGAUCGAGAUCGUUACUAAGCUGUUUCUGGUGAUCCAGAAUGCAACCGCCAAAUCGCCCGAAAUCGUUAUCAGUACCGAAUUCGAGGCUAAUUUCGGUCAGCAGACGGUAGUGUUCACAUUCAAAUGCGGCGGUCUAGUGGACAAUCCUUACAACCAAACCAGGGUCCAGCGCAAAGGAAACCGUAUGGAGGUGAUUGUGUAACAGAGGGCUUUACCGGAGGGCGUUACCGGUCCAGGUGGAAACGUGGAAUUCAUACAGCUGUUCGACUACGACGACGAUGAUGGGAAUUUGGAGUUUGGCGUCCGAGGGUUGGAGUUCGACUAGGCGUGACAGCGUUUGUGGUGUAUAUUCGUUUGGUGCAACCCUUGUUGAAGCAAUAUUCAAGAUUUUACAGUGCCAAAUAGAUUGCAUAAUAGAGUUAUGUUUGGUGUUUAGGAAUCAAUUCUUGUGAAAUGAAACGUAUAAAAUGAGAGGAAAAUAUUAAACAACAGUGAUUUAGGACGACAUAUCAAGAAUACUAGACGAUGAAUGUCUUCUCUCUGGAACCAUCUUAUGGUAUCACUUCGGAGAGGGGCCAGUGUAUAAAGCACUUAACACAUGUAGUAGAAGUAGUUUAGGUAAAUUGCUUCUCCUAGCCAACUUAAACAAUGUUACAGCGAUAUGAGCUCCUCUGUGAUGCAAAGAUGAGAUGAUUUUGCCGUUUUUCUGAGGAAUAAAAACUGAACUCAAAGUUUUUAACAUAGAUCCUCAAACGGUUCGAGUGAAGG
Molecule: messenger RNA, 4963 nt
Organism: Aedes aegypti (yellow fever mosquito)
Lineage: Eukaryota; Metazoa; Arthropoda; Insecta; Diptera; Culicidae
Product: unconventional myosin-Ib
Exons: 21
Coding region: 651-4397 (1248 amino acids)
Biological process (GO): vesicle transport along actin filament; actin filament organization
Cellular component (GO): vesicle; plasma membrane; cytoplasm
Molecular function (GO): ATP binding; microfilament motor activity; actin filament binding
Source: RefSeq, a predicted model, not a curated record